AUGAUACCAGACAAAUGGAAUAAUGGUAUAACAUCAAUUAUUAAUUUAUUUACAAAAUCACAAAAUGAAUUUUUAAUUCAACAUCCAGAAAAAGGACAUUUAAUUAUAUUAAAUAUUUUAACUAUACUUCCAGAAGAAGUAGGUUGUUUUUUUUAUAUUCUAAAUGAAAAUUUUUCACGUAUUAAUUUAUCUAAAUCUCAACGUUCUUUAAUUCGACUUGAACUUGAAAAAGAAUUUUCUAAUGUUCUUAAUUAUUUACGAUUUAUUAUUUCAACUUAUAAUCAAAUAGAUAUUCUGAGUAAAAUAUUUUCGUGUUUAUCAAAAUGGCUUGAAUUUGGUGUAUCAAUACUUAAAAUUGAAAUACUUUUUGAAUAUUUAUUUAAUUCAUUAAAUAAUGACAAUCUAUUUGAUGAUGUUUAUAAUUGUCUUAGUGUUCUAUUUACUUCACCUGAUGCAUUAAAAUAUCCAUCAACAUUUUCUUGUCUUUUACCAUAUGUUAUACAAUUUGAAACAAUACUUGAUCAAUGUUUAACAAUAGGAAAUAAAGAAAAAACAGAAUGUAUUACAAAAUUAAUCAUGCAAUUUGGUGAAAAUCUUGUUCAAUUGAUUGUUCAAAUGUCUAUGACAACAAAUUCACAAUCACAAAUACUUUCACAUAAUUUUUGUCGUCUUGUUAUGAAAUGUACUGAAAUGAAAGGACAAUAUCCAAUUGAAGAAACAUGUUCAGCAUUAACAUUUAGUUUUUGGAAUACAUUAGAAGAAGAAAUUAUUUCAAUUAAUGAAAAAACCAAUCAAGAUAUUCUAUUAGAACUUUUUCGUUCUUAUUUUGAAAAUUUAAUUGAAGUAUUGAUAUCUAAAGGACAAUUACCAGAUAAUGAAAAUAUAUUUACUUAUGAAGAUAAAGAAUUAUUUCGAUGUUAUCGUUCGGAUAUAAUAGAUACAAUGUUAUGUAUGUAUAAUAUUCUUGGUAAUAGAGCUAUGAAAGGUAAGUUAAAUUGA
This is a messenger RNA of Rotaria sp. Silwood2, 999 nucleotides long. The record is from the annotation of a GenBank genome assembly. NCBI's taxonomy places the organism in Eukaryota, Metazoa, Rotifera, Eurotatoria, Philodinida, Philodinidae.